AUGCUCAGAUCAUUCAAAAAUCUAUCCCCAAAGACGCGCUUGGGCGUCGGUCUCGCCAUAAUAUCCUGGGGUCUGGCGGGCCCUUACCUGUCCGACGCGGCAGAGUCCCGUAUGGGUCUCACGCCUUCCGAGAGGGACAAGGAGGAGCUGGAUAGGAUGACGCCUCACAUCACCGUCGUCGAUGCCAAGAGUGGCACGAUAACCACGGCUACGACCAAGUGA
This is a messenger RNA of Geosmithia morbida, 222 nucleotides long. RefSeq lists its product as uncharacterized. NCBI's taxonomy places the organism in Eukaryota, Fungi, Ascomycota, Sordariomycetes, Hypocreales, Bionectriaceae. The transcript has 2 exons. Bases 1 to 222 code for a protein of 73 amino acids. The record is from RefSeq and is a predicted model, not a curated record.